Molecule: messenger RNA, 2100 nt
Organism: Uloborus diversus
Lineage: Eukaryota; Metazoa; Arthropoda; Arachnida; Araneae; Uloboridae
Product: F-box only protein 21-like
Exons: 12
Coding region: 156-1961 (601 amino acids)
Molecular function (GO): protein binding; DNA binding
Source: RefSeq, a predicted model, not a curated record
GUACUUCUUGUUUUUGUUUAUGUAUUAACAAAUAAUCGUAAUUUCUACGAUUUUAUACGUUGAUUUAAUUUUUUUCUCAUUUAUAAUUUUGUAAUCAGUGCUGUAGCUAUGUUUUCCUAACGUAAAUCUGCACGAAGAAGUAUCAAAAACAAAACAUGGCUUCCUUUUCUGUCCUCCCUUUCGAAAUCAUUGAAAAUAUUUUGAACUCAGAAUGUAUUUCGGGUGAGGACAUUUGUAGAAUUUCAUGUGUUUCUCAAGCUUUCAACAUUGUCUCUAAAAGCAACAAAUUGUGGGAAAAGAAAUAUGAACAAAGAUGGCCAGACCUCUUUCCACUCUUCCCUUCCGACACAGACUGGAGAAAUGAAUAUCGAUUGCGCUUUCAUCAUAAAGUAUCUGUGGCUCAAAAGUUGGAUAUACUGUCUGAGGAAUACUAUCACCAAGAUAACGUAUCAAAUGAUGCAUUUUUCCAAAUCCAUGCAGUCUGUGAGGAUCACCCAUUUGCAUACAACAUUUUAAUUGAUGAGCUUGAGUGUAUUAUUAAUGAUCCUAAUAGUCACUUGAAUUUAACUCAGAAGUACUAUGCUAAAAGAGCAUUGCGUUUUAUAAGACAUAAGCAGUUAGAAGUCCUAUGGAGAAAGUUUUUAGCACAGCCUGUUGAAAAUAUAUCCUUGAUCGAAGGAGCUUGCAUGAUUUCACAAUGGUGUCAGCCUACUAGUAUUCACUGUACAAAAGAUGUCAUACCUCAGCUAAAUGAUAUAGUAGAUCUAGUUUUUGCAAAAGUAAAGGCAAUAUCUCCGAGGCAUCCUGUUGUUGCUCGAGGAUUGUUGCUGCCCUCUGAAAAUAUUUCGAGUUCGUUGUGGGCGUCAUCAGAAUGCAAAAUCAUUUUGAGUUGCAUAAAUACUGUGAUUUUUGAAGAACUGAAAUAUUUUGGCAACAGAGAAGAUUUUUACUGUGCUGAAAACACAUUUAUUGAUAAGGUGUUACAGAAAAAAACGGGAAUUCCAAUCACUCUUUCAAUUGUUUACCAUUAUAUUGCUGCUAGACUUGGUGUUGCAUGUCUUCCUGUCAGCUUUCCUGGACAGUUUUUACUCAAGUGGUUGGAACAUACUGGGCGUACUGACAAUGAAGCAUACACAUUUAUUGAUGUGUUUGAAAAAGGAGCUUUGAAAAGUUUAAAGGAUUUAGAUGAUUUAGUUCCAGGCUAUGAUAAUUUUAACUCAUCCUGGUACGAAGCUGUUCCCCCUGUAAAAGUUUUUAUCCGCAUGUGCUGGAAUUUAGUUGAAGUUGGUCGCCAAAUGGACGGCAUUGGUGCAAUAGUCGUAUGUUUAUGCAAUGCCUUAGAGCUUUUGUCAAUCAUAAAUCCUGAUGACAUGGAACACAAGCUGCUUUUGGCGAGAGUAUAUAUGCAUCUCAGCAUCAACACAUCUGAUGUGAUAUCAUUGCUGCAAGAAAUAUCAGCUCAAGAUCCUAUGGCUGUAGGAAUCGUUGGUUAUAUGUAUCAAUCUGCCCUUUGCUCACUGGAGAAUCAGAAAACAAAACAAAGCGUUAAAAUAAAGGUACAGUAUAGAGGUGGAUAUAAUAAAGAAGUUAAAUAUGCUGUUGGAAUGAUAAUGAAGCAUAAAAAGUAUGGCUACCGAUGUGUGAUAUAUGGCUGGGAUAAUGUGUGUACUGCAAGCAAAGACUGGAUCAGACAAAUGGGUGUGAGCAAUCUGUCCAACAAAGAGAAGCAACCAUUUUAUCAUGUUUUGGUGAAUGAUGGAACAAACAGAUAUGCAGCACAGGAAAAUUUGAAAAUCGAUGACAGUGAGUUGCCAGUUCAACAUAUUGAAGUUGGGAGGUUUUUUGAAUCAUACCAUGGGAACCACUAUCUGGCGAAUAAGCAAAAGAUGAUUGAAUAUCCUCAAGAUUUUAAAGUUUUAAAAGAAUUGCUUAAUAUAACGGAGACCAUGGAGUGUAAAUAAUUUUGCUUUUACUCUCUCCCCAUCCUUCCCUUUUUUCUUUUAAAAAGGUUGUUGAUUUUUUUACAGUGUUGUAAACAUUAUAACUUUGUAUGUUAUUGAUGGAUGUACAAAUAUUUAAAAAAUAAAUAUUCUCUCUUGU